AUGCUCGCUCUUACCGCCCUCGCUCUUGUUCCCCUACUCGCCUUUGCCGCUCCGACCGAGAGACAGAACGGCCUGACGGUCGUCAAUAACUGCUACAACAGCGGCCAGGUAGCGCUCACUUUUGAUGAUGGACCGAACAACCGUGAAGGCGACAUCGCAAAUGCCCUCAACAGCGUCGGCGCCAAGGGCACCUUCUUCUUCAACGGCAACAACUACGGCUGUAUCUACGACCACGCCCAGACUCUGCGGGAUCUCAACGCACAGGGCCACACGCUCGGCUCGCACACUUGGUCUCAUCCCGACUUGACCAAGCUCGAGGAAUGGCAGAUCCACCAGGAGCUCGAGAAGGUCGAGACUGCCUUCAUCAAGAUUCUAGGCCUCAAGCCUCGCUACUUCCGUCCUCCCUACGGCAGCUACAAUGACCGAGUGCUCAACGUCCUCGCUCAGCGGGGGUACAAGAAGGCCUUCAUCUGGUCGGACGUGACUGGCGACGCCCUCGGUGACAGCCUCGACAAGCAGAAGAGCGUUCUCAACGACGUGGCCAAUCAGUAUCCCGCGCCCAAGAUGGUACUUUCCCACUCAGUCAUCGACUCUGCGGUCGACGCGACCUGGUAUGGUGUCUCCAGGCUCAGGGAUGCGGGGUAUCAGAUGGUCGCGGUGGAUACGUGUCUCGGUAACUCAGGCGAGUGGCCUUACGAGUACGUUGGCCAGCCCGAGCAGCCCAACGACAGCUGGAGGUGUUAG
Molecule: messenger RNA, 744 nt
Organism: Dioszegia hungarica
Lineage: Eukaryota; Fungi; Basidiomycota; Tremellomycetes; Tremellales; Bulleribasidiaceae
Product: carbohydrate deacetylase
Exons: 6
Coding region: 1-744 (247 amino acids)
Biological process (GO): carbohydrate metabolic process
Molecular function (GO): hydrolase activity, acting on carbon-nitrogen (but not peptide) bonds
Source: RefSeq, a predicted model, not a curated record